UGUGAUAGAUGUCGCACAUCUUGUCACACAUUUUAAAACAGCCACUGUAUAGAAACUACCGUUCCUGUUUUAAAAACGAUUUACCGUUAGCUAUGACCUACACAGAAGAGCACCUGAAGACCAAAUUGCUGAAGGAAUUGGACGCGUCUCAUGUGGAAGUGAUUGAUGAAAGCGACGGUUGCGGCGGCAAGUUUUCCUGCGUGAUCGUUUCGGAUAAGUUCCAGGGUAAGCCGCUGUUGCAACGUCACCGUUUGGUCAAUUCGGUGCUGCAGGAAGAACUGAAAUCUAUACACGCCUUUUCACAAAAAACUUUCACCCCAGAACAGUGGAAGGCGCAGAACGAGAAAUAAGUUGUUUUAAAACCAACAAUGGCGCAAGAAGGGUUGGAACUGAGGGUGUCAGCACCGGGGAAGGUUAUAUUACAUGGAGAGCAUGCGGUAGUGUACAACAAGCUGGCUCUCGCGGCUAGUUUGGGGCUGAGGACGAAGGCCAAACUGGUUGAAACAUCUGGAAACAAUUUCGAGCUUAUUUGUCCUGCUUUGGACAUGAAGUUCUCCUUCGAUCUAAACUUGUUGGCUAACGUCCUGGACAAACCACUUCCGAUUUUAUGCCCCAGUGCCGACUACUCCUGGAAUCAAACGGAAUUGCUGGAUCAACCAUCGUUGCUGAAAAUAGUAGAUUCGUUCCUGAACAACGCGGGUAUUCCCCCGUUCGAAUCUACGGACCCCAAACAUCUGGCGUUGAAGACGUUCUUUUUCCUCCUGUUUGGCAUUUUGGGCUCCCUGAAUCUCGCCCUGAAUGCCAUACGCGUUGAAAUCACCACUGAGCUGACAAUAGCAGCGGGAUCGGGUAGUUCCGCCUCCUAUGCGGUCACCAUAACUGCACUGCUGUUACAGUACGCCAGAUUGAAAUUGAAACAAAGCAACGCGUCCAAAACUGGGUACAAGCCGUUUCAUUUCAACGAAAGUAAGCAAUUUACGAAAGACGACAGGGAGAUUAUUUCUCAGUGGGCCUUACUUGCGGAGAAGAUUUUGCACGGUACUCCGUCGGGCAUUGAUAACACCGUUUGUACGUUCGGCUCCAUGGUUGAGUUUAAGAGGGGCCAAUACAUGAAGUUGCUGGAGAUAAAGGCGUCGUUGAGAAUACUAUUGGUGAACACAAACGUGUCGAGGAACACGAAAGCGUUGGUGGCCAAAGUUGCCCUCCUGCAUAAAACUCACAUGUCCGUAACCGAUCAUAUUAUGGAUGCCAUAGAGGAGUGCACCAAGAGUUCCAUUGAUUUAAUCAACAACUUAGCCCAAAGCGGUGACAAUUCUAUUUACGACAGGUUGUUCGAACUGUCCGAUCUGAAUCAUUGUCUUCUGGCGAGUCUGACUGUUUCGCACCCAAAGCUAGAAAAAAUUCGUGAGGUCUGCUUUAAAUAUGGUUUGAAGGGGAAACUAACCGGUGCUGGGGGCGGUGGAUAUUUUUUUUCGUUCGUGCCGCCUACUCUUGAUAAUAAAGUUUUGGAGAAAAUGAUCUACGAGUUGAUGAAUGAAGGCUUCACUGCCGCCGUUGUUGGUUUGGGAGGAACUGGCGUUUCUGUCGAUUGAUGUUUAAUUUAUGUUUAUUAUAUUUGUUUGUUUAAUAAAGUUAUUUUACAUACAUUUAUUAAA
Molecule: messenger RNA, 1655 nt
Organism: Aethina tumida (small hive beetle)
Lineage: Eukaryota; Metazoa; Arthropoda; Insecta; Coleoptera; Nitidulidae
Exons: 4
Coding region: 369-1592 (407 amino acids)
Biological process (GO): isoprenoid biosynthetic process; cholesterol biosynthetic process
Cellular component (GO): cytoplasm
Molecular function (GO): ATP binding; mevalonate kinase activity
Source: RefSeq, a predicted model, not a curated record